This is a messenger RNA of Torulaspora globosa, 1482 nucleotides long. It is a transcript of the gene APE4, whose product is annotated as aspartyl aminopeptidase. Gene Ontology annotation, molecular function: metalloaminopeptidase activity; zinc ion binding. Gene Ontology annotation, biological process: proteolysis. The coding region runs from base 1 to 1482 and encodes 493 amino acids. Gene Ontology annotation, cellular component: fungal-type vacuole. Lineage: Eukaryota; Fungi; Ascomycota; Saccharomycetes; Saccharomycetales; Saccharomycetaceae. The record is from RefSeq and is a predicted model, not a curated record. The transcript has a single exon.
AUGCUAAGAAUACAUCUCCGCAGACUGUCGACUAUGCAAUCUGUGCCAAAGAAUACGACAACCAACUAUCCUCAGGAGUUUGUGAAGUUCCUCAAUGGGUCCCAUUCACCUUACCAUGCGGUCGAAAGCAUGAAAUCGGUGCUGCUGAAGCACGGAUUCAAGGAAUUGGAUGAGCGUGACGGCUGGAACGGGAAGGUUGAACAUAAGGGCAAGUACUUUGUCACUAGAAACAGCUCAUCGAUCAUUGCGUUCUCUGUUGGCGGGAAGUGGAAGCCUGGGAACCCAAUUGCGAUUACAGGUGCUCAUACGGACUCUCCUACGUUGAGGAUUAAACCGAUUUCUAAGAAGACAAGUGAGAAGUAUGCGCAAAUUGGCGUCGAAUGCUACGGCGGUGGGAUCUGGCAUAGCUGGUUUGACUCAGAUCUGUCCAUUGCCGGAAGAGUCUUUGUGAAGGACAGAUCGACCGGGGACACUGUAUCGAAACUGGUCGAUUUGAACAAGCCGUUGCUUAAGAUCCCAACGCUGGCUAUCCACUUAGACAGGGACGUGAACCAGAAAUUUGAAUUCAACAAGGAGACGCAGUUACUGCCAAUUGCUGGUCUUGCUAAAGCAGACCAAACGCCUAGUGAGUCCAAGGACGAUGCCACUUUUUCAUCUUUGCAAUCCAUCGUUGAGAGACACAACGAGGAUCUGAUCAAGCUAAUUGCCGAAGAACUGGGUCUUCCAUCCGAGUCAGAUAUCGAGGAUUUCGAGUUGAUCCUUUAUGACCAUGCAGCCUCGACCCUCGGAGGCCUGAAUGACGAGUUUGUCUUCUCUGGAAGGCUAGAUAACUUGACAUCCUGCUUCACCUCUUUGCAUGCCCUAGUCUUGGCAGCUGACACUAACAUAGAGGAAGAGCAUGGUAUAAGAUUAAUGGCCAGUUUCGAUCACGAGGAGAUCGGUUCUUCGUCAGCCCAAGGCGCAGACUCAAACUUCUUGCCAAACAUUUUAGAAAGAUUGACCGCUUUGAAAGCUGACGGCACCGACGAAUCUGAUCCCUUAUCGAGAUCCUGGCUGCUGGAGACCUCGGCCAAAUCAUUUUUCCUAUCGUCGGAUGUUGCACACGCAGUGCAUCCAAACUACGCCAACAAGCAUGAAUCCCAGCACAAGCCACUCAUUGGUGCUGGUCCAGUCAUCAAGAUUAACGCAAAUCAGCGUUAUAUGACCAACUCUGCAGGACUGGUUCUUGUGAAAAAGCUUGCCGAUCGAGCAAAGGUUCCGCUUCAGCUCUUUGUCGUCGCCAACAACUCACCAUGUGGUUCUACUAUCGGUCCAAUUUUAGCUUCAAAGACAGGCAUAAGGACUCUGGAUCUGGGCAAUCCCAUUUUGAGUAUGCACUCCAUCAGGGAAACCGGAGGUUCCGCCGACCUGGAGCUCCAGAUCAAGCUUUUCAAAGCGUUUUUCGAGGACUACAGUUCCUUGGAGUCUAAGAUUAUCGUUUAA